Pediculus humanus corporis (human body louse) is the source of this 954-nucleotide messenger RNA. RefSeq lists its product as uncharacterized. Gene Ontology annotation, biological process: meiotic DNA recombinase assembly; reciprocal meiotic recombination; DNA repair. Gene Ontology annotation, cellular component: replication fork; Rad51B-Rad51C-Rad51D-XRCC2 complex; Rad51C-XRCC3 complex. The record is from RefSeq and is a predicted model, not a curated record. Bases 1 to 954 code for a protein of 317 amino acids. The transcript is spliced from 2 exons. Gene Ontology annotation, molecular function: crossover junction DNA endonuclease activity; ATP binding; ATP-dependent DNA damage sensor activity. NCBI's taxonomy places the organism in Eukaryota, Metazoa, Arthropoda, Insecta, Psocodea, Pediculidae.
AUGGAGCGGCCUAUUACCAUAUUGAAUUUGCCUGAUUCGGCAAAAUUAAAACUUGAAUCGUUAGGAUUUUCAUUUAUUGAAGACAUUGAAAAGUAUUUGUGUCGUCAUGGAAAAGUACCUCCCUCUCUGGAAGAUAUAUUUAGGAAUCAUGAGAUUUUAAAUAAAAUAGAGGAAUUACAAAAUAUUUCUCCAAUCGAAUCAGCAGCUGAGAUUCUAAAAAAUCAGGAGCAACCUAUUUUUUUAUUUCACAAGGGAUUGACUAAUUUAUUAAAUGGAGGUCUUUCAAUAGGGCAAAUAACUGAACUGUGCGGACCUCCUGGUAGUGGUAAAACACAAAUGUGCCUUCAAUUUUGUGUCGAUGUUCGAAUACCAAAAGAAUUAGGAGGUUCCGAAGGAGAAGCCAUUUUUAUAUCAACCGAUUUUGGUUUUCAUGCAGAAAGGUUGCGACAAAUAUCUCAAGCUGCGGUGGAUCAUUUUAAUAAAAUGAUUUCUACUGAUAAUUUUUCUUCUGAAAAUGAUUUAGAAAAAAAAUUAACUUUGGAAAAAGUACUAGAGGGAGUUAAAAUUUUGGAAAUACACGAACUGACAAAUUUGCAAAAAGUCAUUGAAAAUUUGGGUGAAUAUUUUCAGAGAAAAGAAAACAAUAGUUUUAGUACACCAUUAAUAGUGGACAUUGAAGAACCAGGAAUAAGAGGUAAAAUAGCUUUGUCUAUUUUACAAACUCUUAAUUAUCUGUCGAAUAAAUACAAAUUUGCUGUUGUCCUCACUAAUCAGCUUACUACUGUACUUGAAAAGAAGGGUAGAUCAGUAGUAAAACCAGCCUUGGGCCAAGUUCACGCUCAUUGCAUACAUAAACGAGUAAUUUUGAAAGAAAAUGUAGCUUAUCUUACCAAAAGCAUUGAUCUUCCUCAAAUGUUUGUUAAGUUUAAAAUUACUAACGAUGGAAUUCGUUAA